AUGGCGACUAAUAGAAAAGGUUCACGCGAGAGGGUUAUACUAAUUGUUGGUGGGAUUAAGUAUGAAGCCUAUCGAUCUACGUUUACUGCAUACCCACAAACAAGGUUGGGAAUGAUGUUUAGUGAAGAGAAUCAUGCGGCACCACAUUCAAAAAAUGAAAAUGGAAAUGUAUACUAUAUUGAUAGGAAUGGAAGAUUAUUUUAUUGUAUUUUACAAUUUUAUAGAACUGAUGAAGAAUUAGAAUAUUUUAUGAUCCCUCAUUCAAAAAAAUCUAAAUUAUCUCUCCGCAGCAGAACCCUUGCUGCCGAACUUGAUAAUCUCGUAGAUGCUCUUAAAGCAUCACUCAACAAAUUAGCAUUAUAUUUUCAAAAACGUUUCUUAAUGUCAGCUCAUGGAAAAUAUUUGGAAUCUACAUUCCCAGGACUUAGUUGGCAUCUACAAUGGUUAGAACAGUGUAGUGAUGAACUUCAUCCUUCAUCGGUUGAUACAAUGUAUAGAAUGAGAAUGACACUGUGCGAUAAGUUUGAUUACGAAGAUAUUAUUAAUAAUUGCUGUUUAAGUACAGUAGCCACUAAAGAUGAUUAUAAUAAGGAAGAUUUAGAUGACUAUAGUAAGGAAGAUUUAGAUGACUAUAGUAAGGAAGAUUUAGAUGAUUAA
Dentiscutata heterogama is the source of this 657-nucleotide messenger RNA. NCBI's taxonomy places the organism in Eukaryota, Fungi, Glomeromycota, Glomeromycetes, Diversisporales, Gigasporaceae. The record is from the annotation of a GenBank genome assembly.